CUGGAGGCGUCGUGCGGACGCGCUCCCGGAAUACGCUUGUCUGUCUGGGUCGUUCGUGGUCGCGCAGGUUGUGGGCGCUGUGCGGCUAUUACUAUGGCGGAGCUACCGGCCUUCUUUAUCGCCUUCAGCCUCCUUCUCUUUGGAGGGGGCCCCAGCUUUGCGUUUGAGCUUAAAUGUAUGUGCUCUAACUGCAUUCAGUCAAACUUCACCUGUGUUACGGAUGGUGCCUGCAUGGUUUCUAUCUCCAAUGUCAAGGGUAAAGAAUAUCAUUUGCGAGCUUGCAUUGGUCAUGAGGAUCUCGUACCUCCCGGAAAACCAUUUUAUUGUCUUAGCUCAGAGGAUAUUCGCAACACCCACUGCUGUUACUCAGAUUACUGCAACAAAAUCGAUUUAGGAGUGCCAACUGGACAAAUUAUAGUUGAUACUCCUUCAGGAUGGGGUCCGGUGGAGCUGGUAGCUGUUAUCGCUAUCCCGGUAUUUCUCAUUUGUGUCAUCCUCAUUGUCGUAGUCUUGUUUCACUGUCACCAGAGAGUUUAUCACAACCGCCAGAGACUUGACUUGGAGGAUCCAUCAUGUGAAAUGUAUCUUGCAAAAGAUAAAACCCUGCCAGACUUGGUCUAUGAUCUCUCCACAUCUGGUUCUGGCUCAGGACUACCACUUUUUGUGCAGCGAACUGUGGCGAGAACUAUUGUUUUGCAAGAGAUAAUUGGGAAGGGACGUUUUGGUGAAGUUUGGCGUGGGAAGUGGAGGGGCGGUGAUGUUGCAGUAAAAAUUUUCUCCUCUCGAGAAGAACGUUCUUGGUUUAGAGAAGCAGAAAUCUACCAAACCGUUAUGCUGAGGCAUGAAAAUAUCCUAGGAUUUAUUGCUGCAGACAACAAAGACAAUGGAACCUGGACCCAGUUGUGGCUUGUUUCUGACUAUCACGAACAUGGCUCCCUGUUCGACUAUCUCAACCGAUAUACAGUUACUAUCGAAGGGAUGAUAAAGCUAUCUCUUUCUGCAGCUAGUGGUCUUGCCCAUUUACAUAUGGAAAUUGUUGGCACUCAAGGAAAGCCUGGAAUUGCUCACAGAGAUCUAAAGUCCAAGAAUAUUUUGGUGAAAAAGAAUGGAAUGUGUGCUAUUGCAGACUUGGGUCUUGCUGUAAGACAUGAUUCUGCCACUGACACUAUUGACAUUGCUCCAAACCAGAGAGUCGGGACCAAAAGGUAUAUGGCCCCUGAAGUCUUGGAUGAGACCAUAAACAUGAAACAUUUUGAUUCCUUCAAAUGUGCUGACAUUUACGCUCUGGGGUUGGUUUAUUGGGAAAUUGCCCGCAGAUGCAGUGCAGGAGGUUUUCAUGAGGAAUAUCAGCUUCCCUUUUAUGACCUUGUUCCCUCGGAUCCAUCUAUUGAAGAAAUGAGGAAAGUAGUGUGUGACCAGAAGUUGCGGCCAAACAUACCUAAUUGGUGGCAAAGUUAUGAGGCUCUUCGAGUUAUGGGGAAGAUGAUGAGGGAGUGCUGGUACGCCAAUGGUGCAGCCAGAUUGACUGCUCUGCGCAUUAAAAAAACACUGUCACAGCUCAGUAUACAAGAAGAUGUGAAAAUAUGAAAACUCCAAGAACUCCCCUGAGAAAAUGUGGAAAAAUCAUACAAGCUGCCAUGAUGUAGUACAUAAGUAUGAGGCCUACCUCAGAGUUUCUUCCCAGACAACUGCCAGUUGAACAAUGGGGCCUUUUGGGUCACAAUGGAAGAGAACAGCACACUGCAUAAAUUCUAGGUUUGGGUAUGAAACAGGAAACCAAUGCCCCUCCAACCCCCCUCAACAGAAGAGCAAGAAGAUACAGAAUCAACAUUAGUUGAUUGCUUCAAGGCCUCAUUUUUUUUUUAAAACAGGAUAUUCACUGUGGCACCCCUCUCAUCCGUGUAGGGCACAACCCACUUCAUCUAGCUUGUAUGUUUAAAAAGGUUCAGGUAAUUGGCCACUGCAUAAGACCACACUCAUUUGUGUAACUGGGUGAACUUUUAUUGAGCAAGCUGAGGUUUUUCUUGGGACUUAUUCAAGUCACACACAAGGAGACUUCCCUUUUAAGGAUGGUUUAAUCUCGCUUUCAGGCAAUGUAUAAAGUGACUCUGGAGCUUGAAAGGAAAGAAUACACAGACUGCGUCCAUGCAUGUGCAGGUUGUGUGUAGCUCUUUUUGACCUGUGUUUUGUAGGUGCACAUGUGUACAUGUUAGCUUGUCUGCAUGCGCAAUUAUAAAGCUCCACUUUGAAGUGUCUUCUAGGUGACUUUAGUGACACUUAAUGUAACUGCAUACAGGGCCACUUGUCACCUAGUCUUUGCAAAAUCCAACUUUGAGCUUUUUUUUUUUUUUUUUACAUCUCGCCACCUGCUUCCUAAAACAAAAAAAAACAGGAGAUUCAUGCUGGUGAUAUUGAUUGGCAAUAGAAAUCUUUCAAUAACAGACCUUCAGCUUGCGCUGUCCAAGAGGAUUAGAAGAGAGGCGGAGAACCUGUAAAAAUCCACCAUUUGUCAAUGAAUCUCAGGUGUCAAGCAUUUGCCAACAGCAGGGAUUUUGAUGUUUGUGCUCAUUAACCAGGCAUCAAAGAGACAUGGUUCCUUCUGGCCUGCUUUCUCAAAGAUGUACUACUAUUAAAAAGCGGUACUGAUAUGAUAAGGUGUGGUUCAAGCAUGCGUCUGUGCUGGGGUGCCUGCUCCUGGGUUCAGCCACAGGCAGGAGGAGACGUGCGCUUUGUAUUUGAGCGACACAUCACAUUUUAAUACAGGAUCUUAGUUAAAUUCGGAGAAAUUUUGGUUCAGCAUCGACACUACAAUAACUCUGAAGCCAUAACUUUUAACUGGAGUGUUUUUUGAGACUUUGUUUCUGUUCUCUUUUUUUUUGUUUUUCCGUUUUAGGGGACUAUGGGGAUUUUAACUUUUUUAAGUAUAUUCUUUGUAA
This is a messenger RNA of Xenopus tropicalis (tropical clawed frog), 2936 nucleotides long. It is a transcript of the gene acvr1b, whose product is annotated as activin A receptor type 1B. Gene Ontology annotation, biological process: activin receptor signaling pathway; cell surface receptor protein serine/threonine kinase signaling pathway; regulation of gene expression. Gene Ontology annotation, cellular component: plasma membrane; membrane. Gene Ontology annotation, molecular function: ATP binding; nucleotide binding; transmembrane receptor protein serine/threonine kinase activity. Lineage: Eukaryota; Metazoa; Chordata; Amphibia; Anura; Pipidae. The record is from RefSeq and is marked provisional.